This is a messenger RNA of Paramuricea clavata, 1354 nucleotides long. The record is from the annotation of a GenBank genome assembly. Lineage: Eukaryota; Metazoa; Cnidaria; Anthozoa; Malacalcyonacea; Plexauridae.
UAUUGGAAUUAUAGAGACGAACUGACCAUACAAAAUGAUAUAAUUUACAAAUGUCAUCAGAUUCUCAUCCCAGAGUCUAUGCAGGCAGAUAUGCUCAGUAAAAUCCAUGUCAAUCAUCUUGGUGCGGAAUCCAACAUACGAAUGGCAAGAGAAGUCUUGUUCUGGCCAGGUAUGAGAAAAGCCAUUCAGAAUAUGUGUACUACCUGUGGGAUUUGUGCACAAUACGGCCAGACGUUGACUAAAGAGCCUAUGAAGUCGAUACCAUUACCUUCGCUUCCCUGGGAAAUAAUUAGCCAAGAUUUAUUUACGCUCGAGCAACGAAGCUAUCUGGUCACCGUGUGUCAUUUCUCAGAUUGGGUAGAAGUAGAUGAACUAAUGGACACUCUCUCAACAACCAUUGUUAACAAGACCAAGGUACAUUUUGCAAGGUUUGGCAUUCCACGUAUAUGUCAUACAGACAAUGGACCACAAUUUGUUGGCAAAGCAUACAAAGAUUUUGCCAAGGAGUAUGAUUUCAACCAUACAUCAUCUUCACCAUACCAUCCACAGGGAAAUGGCAGAGCAGAAGCAGCGGUGAAGCUUGUUAAGAACAUGAUCAAGAAAUCGGACGAUUUUCAAGCUGCCCUAUUAAACUAUAGAAACACACCUCAGAGAGGUCACUCUUAUUCCCCGGCUCAACGGAUGUUGUGUCGUCAUACCCGAACGAAAUUGCCAACCUCAAACAAGGUUCUUGUUCCGAGAAUGAUAAACAGAACAACAAUACAAGAGGAGUUAGAGCAUAAACGCAGCACAAGCAAAACGUAUUACGACAGAGCAGUGGGAUCACAACACGACACUUUACGACCUGGUCAAUAUGCAUACGCUAGACCGCCUCCACAACAGCGCGGGAAACCAUGGAUCCUUGGUCAAAUUACAAGGGAAGAACCAUCGCGUUCGUACACAUUAAAAACAUCCAACGGGAUGAUAAGAAGGAAUCGUGUCCACAUCAUACCGGCAACACCACCACCGUCAGAUUCCGGACCUACUUCUCAUAAAAGGGCGUCCUUAACCGAUGUGGAAGCAAUCCCCAUCAUUCUUCCAAGUCGACCACCCAAAAAGGAAAUAACGGUAACAAAUGACGGACAAGAACCAUCGACACCCAUAUCACCACACGAACCAUCAACGCCCAUUCCACCUACUCAGCGAACGCCCAUUCCACUGCCCGAGUUGUCAGAAAGGCCAACCAGGACGAAAAGAGUGCCAGAGAGACUAAAAGACUAUGUACUACAUGGACUGGAACUAUUAUUAAAAUAAAAUAAAACUAAUUACUGUUAGUAUAUAUAUAUAAUUUUUUUUGGGAGGAAGAGAGAUGUUG